Molecule: messenger RNA, 957 nt
Organism: Phodopus roborovskii (desert hamster)
Lineage: Eukaryota; Metazoa; Chordata; Mammalia; Rodentia; Cricetidae
Gene: Rnaset2
Product: ribonuclease T2
Exons: 9
Coding region: 95-874 (259 amino acids)
Biological process (GO): RNA catabolic process
Cellular component (GO): extracellular region
Molecular function (GO): RNA binding; ribonuclease T2 activity
Source: RefSeq, a predicted model, not a curated record
GGUAGCGGUCGGUCCGUCCGUCUGUCGGUCCAGCAGCUGUGCCGGUGCUGGCGCGCGAAGGCUGCUGGGAGGCCGUGGAGCCCUGGGCAGCGCGAUGGCGCCGGCGGUGGCUCGCGGAGCGCUCCCGGGCUGGGUCUCCGUGCUGGCUUGGGGCCUGGCGCUGUGGUGCCUGUGCGGGGCGGUCCCGCUGUGGAGUGGCGGCCACGAGUGGAAGAAACUAAUUAUGACCCAGCACUGGCCCCCCACAGUGUGCAAGGAAGUUAACAGCUGCCGAGACACUCUGGAUUAUUGGACGAUACAUGGACUAUGGCCUGAUAGAGCAGAAGACUGCAACCCGUCCUGGCAGUUCCACUUAUACGAGAUUAAGGACCUUUUGCGAGACAUGAAGAUCUACUGGCCCGAUGUAAUUCACCCAUCUUCCAAUCGCAGCCAGUUCUGGAAACAUGAGUGGGAUAAACAUGGCACGUGUGCUGCCCAGGUGGAUGCCCUCAAUUCCGAGAAGAAAUACUUUGGGAAGAGCCUGGAUCUGUACAAGCAGCUUGACCUCAACAGUGUACUGCUAAAGUUUGGGAUCAAGCCAUCUAUCAAUUACUACCAGCUUGCAGAUUUCAGAGAUGCACUCACCAGAAUCUACGGCGUGGUGCCUAAAAUCCAGUGCCUUCUGCCGGAACAGGGGGAGGAGGUACAGACACUUGGUCAGAUAGAGUUGUGCUUCACCAAGGAGGACUUCCAUCUGCGAAACUGCACAGAGCCAGGUGAGCAGCUGUCCUCCAAGCAGGAAGCCCAGCUGGCCACGGGGGCUUCGAAACGUGAGAUGAUGGUCUGUGAAGAUGGUCCAAUCUUCUAUCCUCCACCUGCAAAGACCCAACGCUGAUGCUCACAUUUUGGAAGUAUUUUAUGUUCCACAAAGUAAGAAAAAGUCACAAGUUACUGCUUUCUAAAAAUCCACUCAAAGGU